AUGCCCCGCCCAGCCAACCUCUCCACCUUCGACCAUUUUCCACCUGAGCCACACUUCCGGCGACGGCCCAUUACGAAGAAGAAGAAGAAGAAGAAGAAAAAAGAUCGGCUUUUUUCGAAAGGCAGAAAACCCUCUAAGCAAAAACCCUCUAAGAUGAGUUUGCCAGUGUCUUGUCGCCAUUGUGAAGCGAAGGGAGAAGAUGGUUUUCGAGAGGAUUUCGAGGGCUUCAGCGAAUGCGAAACAGUGGAUUAUUUUGAUGCCAAAUUGAAAGAGAAUGGGGUGGAGAUGCUUGAUUAUUUUGUGAGAACUCUGCUUACGAUUAUUCAUGCGAUUUUGCUGUUGAAAACGAAAGAGAAUAAGCAAAACAUCCUAAGAUUAUACUGA
Molecule: messenger RNA, 384 nt
Organism: Fraxinus pennsylvanica
Lineage: Eukaryota; Viridiplantae; Streptophyta; Magnoliopsida; Lamiales; Oleaceae
Source: the annotation of a GenBank genome assembly